Messenger RNA from Fopius arisanus, 1565 nucleotides. RefSeq lists its product as uncharacterized. Bases 105 to 938 code for a protein of 277 amino acids. The transcript is spliced from 2 exons. The record is from RefSeq and is a predicted model, not a curated record. NCBI's taxonomy places the organism in Eukaryota, Metazoa, Arthropoda, Insecta, Hymenoptera, Braconidae.
AAAAUAAACAAUAUAAUUGCAGGUAACAAGUAGAAGAUCAGGUGCUGAAGUGUGCGAUUGUCUGGACGAGAAAAAAAUUUAAAAAAAAACCGAUAUCGAUUGAAAUGUCGAGGCCAAUAUUGAGCAGGCCGCGUACACGCGUCUACGGAUGCAAUUACGAUAAAGGAGAGUCAUACUACAAACCAAUGGUGGAUCACCUGGAUCGCAAGUACAGCGGAAGGCCAUUAUUUCCAGAAGCUAGGACAUCCCUUGCUGAUGAGAUUGCAGCAAGACGUAGCGACAUCGGCAGCCGGGACUUGGCGGGUCCUAGAGCGAGCACCUACGCACGUGACCUUGACCUCGAAUUUGAUACACCUCGACCCCGCACCCAAGCCCCAACCCUGUACGAGGACGACGAGGACACAGUGUACGACAUACGCGGCCAACGGACAAAUCGUCGCAACUUGUCCGACGAUUUUGCAAGUGAAAUUGCCGCAACGACGCGCCGUUUCAAAGCGCACGCGGCAAGUUUGAGUUACGACAGCGAGCACUACGACGAUUUGCGACGCAGUGUGACGGAUAGACGUCAGGAUGUCAUGGAGAAAGUGACGGAGUCGGCGAAGAGUGCCCUCGAGGAAGCAGACGUGGCAUUCAAGAGACGAUCAAAAUUGCUGAGCGAUACCGAGGGUGAGAGAAGUGCAGCGAUGACGAGAUGGUCCAAAUUGGCUGACGUAGAGACGGAGACGUCGGGUGCUGCGUCGCGCGCACGUCAAACUAAGGCCCGGCUCAAUGACCUUGAGAGUGAAAUGGAGGAAAUGGCGGAGAGACAGGCAAAGCGCGAAAGACGCGCUGCAGCUCUCAGGGCGAUGGUCAACGAGACUGCGACAGCUGAUGAUUUUGUCCAGGAAGCCGUCAAGAGCGUCAAGUGCGAACGCAGCGAGAAGCAUGUGUCCUUUUAAUUUUCACCCUCAUAUCACCUCCUUUUAUCUAUCACCUCUCUGUUAUCUCUCUUUCUCUAUCACUUUCUCUCAUCUUUCUUCUUAUUCUCUCUCACUCUCUCAUUCGAUUUUUCUCAUUUUUCAUCAAUUACGAAAUUGAAUUGCGCGCCACUCGUGUUCCAGAUGGCGCGACCGUCUAAUCAAUGACAUGAGAAAAUUCAUAAUUUCUGGUAUUUAAUGAAUCGAUGAGUCAUCAAUGUCAUGUCUCAUUUAGAAGAGAAGAAUUUUAAUGAGAUAUGAUUUAUUCAUCCCUCGAGUACUUUCUGGUAUUGAUCUCCAGUGAUUACAGACUUGAAUCGGAUGUUGUUGGUCGCAUGAAGAGGGAAUCCCCGGCUUUUAUAUUUUGUCAGUUCGACGGUAAAGGAAAGAGGAGAGGUGAAAUAUAUUAAAAUGUGAGAAACGAAUGACUUGUGUGACUUCCUAGCAAUAGGAAAUCUUUUUCUCUGUUCAGCUCAAUUGAGAUUAUAUGAAUUGAUAUGAAUUAUCCUGAAUUAUCCUGAAUUCACGGCUUCAUAUAUGUAAAAUCCCAAUGCUCGUGUGCCCCAUUUUCGUCUUUACGAUAAAUAAAUGAUUGGUUAUGGAAAUGAA